GCGCUUAGGCGUUACCAAGUAUCUAUAAUAGCGCGAUAGACGAGUGUUAUUUUCGUAUCGAAGACAGCAUUUUUCAUAAAAAAAUUUACAAAAAAAUAGUGGCGCGGUUGGUAGCGUCGCCUAGCGUAAAGUGACGCAAGUAACGGCAAACGGCGCCACGUUCAGUCAUGUCAAAAGCGGACGACUUCGUGCUGGUGACUCGUCGCGGAAGACGUCGUAAGGAAGACAGAAGGAGUUUGAACGGAAACGCGGUUACGUCGAGGGUGACCGUAGAGCAGGAUCGGGAGGUCGAUCACGAGCUUCUUCUUCGCACGUUAGACAAGGCGGUAGUCGAGGUCGGGGACGCGUCGUUUACCAGGUUCGUUUUCAGCCGACUGACGGAGUCCCUGGCCGUUCUAGGCUCCGACGGUAUAUCCGAGAUAAUCUGCUACGGGUUAGGACAGUUCUCGCAGUAUAGGUCGUCGAGAUGCCAGUUGGCGCUCCUCCUGUGCCUGAGGGCGCGAUACGAGCCGGCUCGCGUACACGUGUACGACCCGGCGUUUCGUCCCGAGGAGGUGCGAGCCCUGCGCACCCUAGGCUUGGUGGUCAUAGAGACGAACGAGGAGGGCAAGCGAGUCGUCCAGCGGGAUAGGACGACCCUUGUGUACAUGCCGCACUGCUCGCGGCAGCUGACAAAUAAUUUUCUCUACGCGAACUGGGGCGACGGACUGAGCGGUUGCAUCCUGCUCGCCAACAGUCUCUCGGCGACCGUCGACGAUUGCUUGCGUAGGGACGUGUUGAAUACGGCCGGCUACAUACUACGCAUUCGACCUUAUGUUACAGAGAUUCGAUUGGAAAAUUGCUUUGUGUACGAGGAAGUUUUCAACGACCUUAACAUUCAUAUCUUUACCAGACAAGAGCUGCUUAAGGUUCCACAGGAUUUCUGGAGGUCCAAAGAGGAACCGCGGUAUUUAACUAAGGACGUCGAAUUUGUUACAGCCACACAGUGACAAAUAUAACAUUUGACGCAUUAAUAUGGCGACGAUGAAUAGUAAUAUUAAAUAUGUUCGUUCUCUCGUGCAAGAGCUGCGCCGAGUCUCGCAAAAUAAGAGUGUGAAAGAGAACG
This is a messenger RNA of Temnothorax curvispinosus, 1105 nucleotides long. Its product is annotated as protein FMC1 homolog. Lineage: Eukaryota; Metazoa; Arthropoda; Insecta; Hymenoptera; Formicidae. Gene Ontology annotation, cellular component: cytoplasm; nucleus; mitochondrion. The transcript has 4 exons. The record is from RefSeq and is a predicted model, not a curated record. The coding region runs from base 168 to 989 and encodes 273 amino acids. Gene Ontology annotation, biological process: microtubule-based process.